Messenger RNA from Colletotrichum acutatum, 2520 nucleotides. Its product is annotated as SPX domain-containing protein. Gene Ontology annotation, cellular component: membrane. Bases 1 to 2520 code for a protein of 839 amino acids. The transcript is spliced from 5 exons. The record is from RefSeq and is a predicted model, not a curated record. Lineage: Eukaryota; Fungi; Ascomycota; Sordariomycetes; Glomerellales; Glomerellaceae. Gene Ontology annotation, molecular function: phosphate transmembrane transporter activity. Gene Ontology annotation, biological process: transmembrane transport; phosphate ion transport; polyphosphate metabolic process.
AUGAAGUUCUCACACAGCAUCCAGUUCAAUGCUGUUCCGGACUGGAGCAGUCAUUACAUUGCCUACAGCAACCUAAAGAAGCUUAUCUACCAACUCGAGAAGACAGUCCACCAAACCUCCACAGGCGACGUCGAAUCAAGACCUCUUAUUCGAAACGAAGAACCCGAAGAUGUGUUUAGCCGUGCGCUUGGUGUAGAAUUGGAGAAGAUUUGCUCCUUCUACGUAUCCAAGGAGGGCGAGCUCCUCGACGAAGUCAAUCAACUCUUGGGAGAUGUUGGCAACCACUCGUCAGAGGACGACGAAAACGAUGGCGAACCCAGACGUUCAUUCGGCAGCGCCUCUCGGCCGGGACUUUCCGUCAACGGAAGGAGAACUUCCGUCUCGAUUGAUGGCAACAUGGAGGAUAGUGACGAUGAUGAGGACGAUGAUGAAACCACCGGCUUGACGAAGAGUCGCUCAAGCCUUGGCGGCGGCAGACGCAAGACUGCCCCGAAUCUGGGCCACUCGGUCACCGAUAUGACUGCUUCAACCGAUCUGACGCUGGGAAGAUCGCUGCGGCGGUACAGCACGGCGAAUGACGAGAUGCCGGAUCAGACCUUCCUCUAUUCCUCAGGCAUCAUGCUUAAGAAGCGCAUCAUCAGCCUCUACGUCUCGCUCUGCGAGCUCAAGUCGUACGUGCAACUGAACCGGACGGGUUUCAGAAAGGUCUUGAAGAAAUUCGAUAAGAUUCUCGACAAGGAACUGCGGGUCAAGUACAUGACUGCCAACAUCGACUCAGCGUACCCCUUCAAGCCGGAAAACAUCAAGAGUAUCGAGGAGAACAUCUCCAAGAUGGAGAAGGCGUACGCCGAGAUUGUGACUCAAGGCGACGAGGGACUUGCCAAGCGAGACCUGAGAUCUCACCUCCGCGAACACGUUGUUUGGGAGCGUAACACUGUCUGGCGAGACAUGAUUGGUAUGGAGCGUCGCGCAGAGGCUGCGAGCUUGGGCAGAGGGCUCCUGGGAAGGGACGGAGCGACGGGAUCCAGGCGGUUGCAGGGCGAUGAUGAGCUUGCCCCAAUCACCAAGGAGGUGGUCACUCCCGUAGGCCGUUUUGUUGUGCCGACGUGGGUUGCCAACACGCCUCUGCUCACUCUCUUGAUUGCUGUCGGCGUUUUCCUCCUUCUCCUUUUCCUCCCCAUCAUGGAGAAGCCCGAGCAACAGAACUGCUUGGCGUUGCUUGUGUUUGUCAGCAUCCUUUGGGCUACGGAGGCCAUUCCGUUAUUCGUUACGUCGCUCAUGAUACCCUUCCUCUGCGUCGUUUUGACUGUCGUUCGCUCUGAAGAAAAGCCCUACAGGAGGCUUGAUGCCAAGGCCACCACGGCCUACAUCUUCUCGGCCAUGUGGACACCCGUCAUCAUGCUUCUGCUCGGUGGAUUCACUCUGGCUGCGGCUCUGUCCAAGUGCAAGAUUGACAAGCGACUCGCGACGUUUGUCCUUAGCAAGGCCGGAACCACUCCACGCACUGUACUCAUUGCCAACAUGCUCGUUGCGGCGUUUGCUAGCAUGUUGAUCAGCAACGUAGCUGCGCCAGUUCUUUGCUUCUCUAUCAUUGAGCCCAUGUUGCGAACUCUGCCCUCGGAAUCAAACAUGUCCAAGGCUGUCAUCAUGGGAAUCGCGCUCGCCUCCAACAUCGGCGGUAUGCUUUCCCCUAUUGCCUCGCCGCAGAAUGUUGUCGCUAUUGGUAUCAUGAAACCCGCGCCUACCUGGAUCCAGUGGUUCUUCAUCGUCAUCCCUGUCGGCAUCGUCUCGCUGCUCCUCAUCUGGAUCUUGCUAUUGAUCACAUUCCAACCGAGCAAGGGAACCACCAUUGCUCCGAUCCGUCCUGUGAAGGAAAAGUUCACAGGCAUCCAAUGGUUCGUCUCCAUCGUCACGCUCAUCACCAUUGGCCUGUGGUGCGGUAGCCACCAGAUGGAGUCCAUCUUUGGUGACAUGGGUGUUAUCGCCAUCAUCCCCAUCGUCCUCUUCUUUGGCAUUGGUAUCUUGACCAAGGAGGACUUCAACAACUUCCCGUGGACCAUCAUCAUUCUGGCUGCCGGAGGUUUGUCUCUAGGUAAGGCCGUCAAGUCAUCUGGCCUUCUGCACACUGUUGCUGGCGUCGUUACCAAGGAGGUCGAGGGUAUGAGUCUCUACGUUGUCCUCGUCGUCUUCUCAGCCCUUAUCCUCGUCAUCGCCACUUUCAUCAGCCACACGGUCGCAGCUCUGAUUAUCCUGCCGUUGGUGUUUGAUGUUGGCUCCAACAUGGACGAACCCCAUCCGAACUUGUUGGUCAUGGGUGGUGUUUUGAUGUGCAGUGCCGCCAUGGGUUUGCCUACAAGUGGUUUCCCCAACAUGACUGCUAUUAUGAAGGAAGACCCGACGGGCCAGAGAUACCUCCAAGUGAAACAUUUCAUCAGCAGAGGUGUGCCCAGCAGUAUUCUCACAUUGGUCGUCGUCGUGUCCUUGGGAUAUGGCCUCAUGAGGGUCGCUGGGCUGGACUAA